Molecule: messenger RNA, 3015 nt
Organism: Struthio camelus australis
Lineage: Eukaryota; Metazoa; Chordata; Aves; Struthioniformes; Struthionidae
Source: RefSeq, a predicted model, not a curated record
GCUACUGCUGUAUCCUCGACCCAAGAACUUUGGAAUUCAGAUUCUAAUAAGUACUGAAAUUGAAACAUUUUUAUCCUUCCUUUUUUUUUCCCCCCCUCUCCCUGUUCCUUUUAAAUCAAAAGCUUGUUGAUUGCAUCACAUGCCACACUUUUGUAUAUCUGGAAAAUAAUUGCUUAAGGAAAUAAAUGCUGGUUUCAGUACAUCUGUGAUUUGGGUUCCUAGGAAAUAAAAUUUGUUUUAUCUGUAGGUGUAUUUUUCCCUUGAGAACAGUUUUCUAUACUGCCAUAUUUAACAAUUGUCCUCAAAUUGAAGUCUAAAAAUAGUUUUCAUGUCCUGUCACGCUGUGGAGAGAUUAAUCACCGUGAAAAUGUUUUGAGCUGAUUUUUCAGUCUAAAAACAAUUUAUAGAGAUAUCUCAAAUUCAGAAUUUGGUGUUAGAUGAAAUCUAAGGUGAUCUCCUUGUAGCAUGUAUCGGGAGAAAAGAUGCACUGAAAUAAAUUUUCUUGUCAAGUUAGGGGUCAAGAAUUGAGCAUCUUGAUUUCUAUCUUAAAAAUUAAUGACUUUCUGCUCAGUUGUUGUUGAAGGUCCCACAUAACUAAACUGGGAAGCUUAACAGCCUUGGUGAAAGCUUUUCAUCAGUCAGCUUGCAACUGCUAUUGGAGCUAUAAUUGAAAAAAAUGCUUCAUACAGGUUUUUGAAGUUCUUUGUAAAAUAUAUCAACAGAUGCCUUUUCUUCUUAGUUCCAGGUUUCCCUUUAAUUAAUGAGAGGAUGACUGUGUGUGCAUGCACCUCAAGCUUGUUUGUGUUAGGCAAGCUACCCUAUGAUUAAGCACCCAUGCUAAUCUUCUAUUUCAUUUUUCUAGUGAGUUUGUAUGGAAGAGAUGCUGUGGUUCCCCUCAAACUCUAUUAUAAACUAAUUUCAACGUUUCAGUGUUGCAUCAUUUUGCAUUGAGUAGCAAAAGUUCUGCUGUCCACUGAUCAAUGUGACGGUCUUUAGUAGUUUUACGAGAUGAGCCAAACUCGUGGAAGAUAUGACUUCUAUAUUGGUCUGGUGUUGGCUAUGAGUUCCAGCAUUUUCAUCGGGGGAAGUUUCAUCCUGAAAAAGAAGGGCCUCCUCCGGUUAGCUAGGAAAGGCUCCAUGAGAGCAGGUCAAGGUGGCCAUGCAUACCUUAAAGAGUGGCUGUGGUGGGCUGGACUUCUUUCAAUGGGAGCUGGCGAAGUAGCUAACUUUGCUGCCUAUGCUUUUGCACCAGCUACGUUAGUGACUCCUUUAGGAGCUCUCAGUGUUCUUGUAAGUGCCAUUCUGUCAUCCUACUUCUUAAAUGAAAAGCUUAAUCUACAUGGAAAAAUAGGGUGUUUGCUAAGUAUCCUUGGAUCAACCGUGAUGGUGAUUCACGCUCCACAAGAAGAGGAAGUGGAAACUUUGAAUGAAAUGUCCCACAAAUUAGGUGAUCCAGGCUUUGUGGUCUUUGCAACUCUUGUCGUCAUUGUGUCUUUAAUUCUAAUAUUUGUGGUGGGACCUCGCCAUGGACAGACCAACAUUCUUGUGUACAUAACAAUUUGCUCUGUAAUUGGAGCAUUAUCAGUCUCCUGUGUAAAAGGUUUGGGCAUCGCUAUAAAGGAACUUUUUGCAGGAAAACCAGUGCUGAAACAUCCCUUGUCAUGGAUUCUGCUGCUAAGCCUUAUUGUCUGUGUGAGCACGCAGAUCAACUAUUUAAACAGGGCUCUGGAUAUAUUCAACACGUCAAUAGUGACUCCGAUAUAUUAUGUGUUCUUUACAACAUCUGUUUUGACUUGUUCUGCUAUCCUUUUCAAGGAGUGGCAACACAUGGCGGCUGAUGAUAUUAUUGGCACCUUCAGUGGCUUUCUCACUAUUAUUGUGGGGAUCUUUUUAUUGCAUGCCUUUAAAGAUGUUAGUUUCACCCUAGCAAACUUGCCCGUCUCUUUACGGAAAGAUGACAGAGCAGCAAACGGUACUUUGCUGAGCACGUAUGACUGCUUUAAUCAUGAUGAAGAAAGUUCUACCUGCGUAGGUGAAAUACAAUCCACUGAGAGUGUCUCUGCGAGGAGAAAUGGAAGUCUGUCAGCCUUCUGAAAAUAUCUACAUGUUAAUUAAGAAAAGAACAAUUCUGUAACUAACUCUGAGGUUUUUUUUUCUGCUGUGAAAUGUCUGGGCUUGUCUAGAAACUGAUGUACUUUUUAACAGUAUGUGUAGACAAUCGUUAAGUGUCUAUUUUUAAGUUCGAUUAGUUUGGACCAAGAACACUGGGAUUUUAAUUUGCCUUAUUUUUACUUUAAAAAUACUAAAAUGACCUCAGACCACAGUUGGUUUUGUUGCUUAAGUUAUGUGUAAAUACUCUCAUUUCACUCUUCUGUUUUAAAGAUGUAUUGCACUAAUGACAAUUUUAUCAAAAAUAAAUUGCUUUAUUUCUGCAUUGGUGAUAAACAGGUUGCAGUGAACCUGAAUCCUUUCUACUUGUACCCUGAAUGAAUACUGAGUGACUGCAAACAUACUAAAGCAGGAGCUGCACUAAGUGAAAGAGGAAAGGAAAAACUACAACCAAGCAAGGCUAAGAUUACUUUGAACAUACUGUUGUAGUAAAGCUAUAUGUUAAAAAUGCAGGAUUUGCAGUGCAUCAAAAAAACCCUUACCAAGUCAAAGGAGCUGGAUGGGAGGAACAGCAGUGCAGGAGCUUCUGCUCUGUUUGGUGGGGGUAGGGUGGUAGCUCUAAGUUUCAUACCAGCUGAGGCAAGAAGUGAGAUUAGAGCAGUUAAUAGUAGCCAAAAUAGCUGCUCUCUCUCUUCUGUGAAACAGGCCAGGUACUGUCCAUUAAACUGUGCUCCUCUGUGCUGCUUUGUGCUGUUUGAGAGUUGUUUUUUUUUUCUGAGUUGUUACAGCUUCAAUGCACAGAAUUGCAGUUUUGUUUGUAGAAAUGCAAUCACAGGCUGUGACACUGCUGUAAGACGUAACACAAGGACAAAAAAAGCCCUAUCACUUCAUGAAAUGGGGGGGUAG